Molecule: messenger RNA, 2577 nt
Organism: Lodderomyces margitis
Lineage: Eukaryota; Fungi; Ascomycota; Pichiomycetes; Serinales; Debaryomycetaceae
Gene: NPR1
Product: serine/threonine protein kinase
Exons: 1
Coding region: 1-2577 (858 amino acids)
Biological process (GO): intracellular signal transduction; protein phosphorylation
Molecular function (GO): protein serine/threonine kinase activity; ATP binding
Source: RefSeq, a predicted model, not a curated record
AUGGCCCAACCACAAACAGAGCAACUGGAUACUCCACUCCAGAAGCCAAUGUCUUCGUUGACUAAACUUUUAAAUGAAUCAUCUACUUCCAUACCACAGCAACAACAGCAGCCAACUGAUACACCAGCAAAAACUACCAACAAUAAUGGACACCAGCUGAGCAGUAAUGGGAAUGGCACCUCUUCGGAGCUUAACUUCAACAAGAAACCCAUACCUCAGCCAAUUACAACUUCCGGGUUGACCGUUGAGCCACAAGUUAUUAAUGGCUUUGAUCCUUCACCAGGAACAAAAUUUCCCAACCAACUGUCCUCGUCAUCAUUUACACCUACAUCCCCGUUUACAAGACAGCUGGCAAACUCAUUUUCCAAUAAUUUAGUUCCAAAUCCGCCUAGAAAUACAUCUAGUCCAAGGUACUUAAGAAACAACUCCAUUAGCCAUUCAUCGUUCAGCACAGGUGGUGGCGGUGGGUCUGGUGUUGCCGGAUUAGGCGGAGCCGAAAGUUUAUCAUCGUCAAUACCCUACUGUGCCCCAGGAGGUAGAUCAAAUAAUGCAUCGACAUUAGCAUCAGCAAAUGGAGCCAAUCCUUCGUCAUCUUUACAUCGCGAGACAUUCUUGGGCGAUGACGCAAGUUCAACUUCAUCAAGUACAUCAAAUUCACAUAUACCUAACUUGCCCAAUGGUCAAUUUAUUAAUUCUAUACAUAUUCAAUCACCUCAAGUGAACUCAUCCAGUAUUGAUUCUCGAUUCGUUAUUUCAAAGCAAAGGGUUGCCCAAGCACAAGCGGCUCAGCAACAAGCUCAAGGGGGCAGUGUUUCGCAACGUUCUGGAUCACAGUCUGGGUUGUCGUCUUUUUUCUCAUCAAAGAGCAAACCAACAAAAAGGGAUUCUUCUACUGAUUUAGGAUCUUUUUACAAUAAUGCGUCAUCGUCAUUUCAGGAUAACAAUGAGAUAGCUGGAUCUCCUUCAAGUUUUUCAUCUUCAGAAUCAGUGUUGUCAACGCCAAACUUCAAUGGUAAUCCGCCAACAAGACAUAAUUCCAUGUCAAACUUGAAGAGAUUUUUCAAAAAAUCAACGCCGACUUCACAACCAUCACCAGCAACAUCGAAUUUAUCGUCAUCCUUGCGGUCAGGUGGUGGUAUAAAUAUACCGUCAGCAAAUGCUGUCAAUAUACCAUCAUCGACGGCAAAUAAUUCAUCUUACCCAAACAAUUCUUCAUUUACGACCACUCCUUCCAACGCAUCAUUCACAAACUCACCAGGAGCGUCGUCACUUUCCAUCAGUCGGUCAUCGACUUUGCAAAAUAAAAUCAGGUAUCAAGAACGCCGCCAAUCAGUACUGCAGGUUAUCAACCCCGUACAGCAAUUGCCAUUUUCUAAACGAUACGGUAAAUGGGUCGAAAGCUUGGGUGCAGGUGCUGGUGGAUCUGUGAAAUUGGUCAAGCGAUUAAGUGAUAAUAAAACAUUUGCCGUCAAGGAGUUCAGAGCCAAAUACCAAAGCGAAAGUAAACGAGAUUAUGCCAAGAAAAUCACUGGCGAAUAUUGUAUUGGGUCGACUUUGAAGCAUCCAAAUAUCAUAGAAACUAUUGAGAUUUGUUAUGAAAAUGAACGGAUUUUACAAGUUAUGGAGUAUUGUGAUUAUGAUUUAUUUGCUAUUGUUAUGUCAAACAAAAUGUCACGUGAAGAAAUCAAUUGUUGUUUUAAACAAGUAUUAUCUGGUGUUCAUUACUUGCAUUCAAUCGGGUUAGCCCAUCGUGAUUUGAAACUUGAUAAUUGUGUAAUCGAUGCAAGAGGUAUUGUCAAAAUUAUUGAUUUCGGAUCAGCAGUGGUGUUUUCAUAUCCGUUCUCCAAAACUUUAAUUGAGGCGCAAGGGAUCGUUGGUUCAGAUCCAUACUUGGCUCCAGAAGUUUGUGUAUUUAACAAAUAUGAUCCUCGACCAGUAGAUGUGUGGUCGGUGGCUAUGAUUUUUUGUUGUAUGAUGUUGAAGAAGUUUCCUUGGAAGGUGCCCAAGUUGUCCGAUUCAAGUUUUAAAUUAUUUGCCACUCGUGGUGAAUACGUGCCCAUCUCCGAGACGUUGAAGCGGACUCCACAAGAUGUACAAAACAUCACUAGUGGUGGGUCUUCUGGAGCGCUUAGCAAUUUGGGAGAUAUUAGUGAAGCUUUGGAGGAAGACAUAUCCAAUAUGCAAGUGCCGAAGCAAGGAAGUGGACAGCAGCAAACACAACAAAAGCAGCAACAGCAGCAACAGCAAAACGUAAAGGGUGCUGCGCCCUCUUCUUCCAAUAGCAAUGCAAAAGAUCAUACAUCUAGUGAAACUGGUGCUGAUAGGUUACUUCUAGCCCUACCGGAAGAUUGUCGCCGGUUGAUUGGCCGUAUGGUUGAAUUAGCACCAGCAUGUAGAAUAACCAUGGACGAGGUAUUUGAAGAUGAAUGGUUGAAAUCAGUGAAUAUGUGUUCAGUGGAAGAAACUGAACCUGGAAGUAAUGUUUAUGAAGUUAUCAAAUGUGAUGAUCAUGAGCAUACACAAGUUGAUCAAUCAAAAGCACAUAUUGCUGCAUUUGAAAAGAACAAGAAGAAGUGA